CACCGCUGUGUCUGUCACACUCUCAACUCUUCACUCCACAACUCUAAGACAACUCGACAACGAGUCAACAUGACAAGCAACAGCAGCAACAGCAACAUGCGUGUCAUGGCAGCCCUGUGCACCAUCGUCAUCCUCAGCACCUUCAUCCGCAGCACACAGUCCACAGGAAAUUGCUGCUUGAUGUACACCAAGCGCCCCUUGUCGUGCAGACGGUUGCUGGAUUACACCGUCCAGACCAUAAACACGUCGUGCGACAUCAACGCCAUCAUCUUCCACCGUCCGGGGAGGUUUGUGUGCGCUGACCCUUCAAAGAGAUGGACUCAGAGAGCAAUGAAGUGUGUGGAUGACAUGAAGAAAAGAAUAGCUCAGAUCACCAAGGAGAAAAUACUACAAUAAACUGAGCUGAAUAUAUAACUUUAUUCUACUCAUUCCAGCACCAAAAGAAAUAAAUAAUCUAAUCCUAGAUAUUUUAUAUAAUACUGUAUGUGUAUGAUUUUUGUGUUACGCAUUUUAGUGUUCUGUUUCAUAAACAGGGAAGUGUAGUGGCUAAAGCUACGAUGCAUUGUUUUUAUUUAAAUUUCUUCUUUUAAUUUUUUUUCUUUUACAUUUUAUUGUAACUUACAUAUGAAUUUAUUAAAAAAACAA
Messenger RNA from Solea solea (common sole), 645 nucleotides. It is a transcript of the gene ccl20b, whose product is annotated as chemokine (C-C motif) ligand 20b. Bases 70 to 396 code for a protein of 108 amino acids. The transcript has 4 exons. Gene Ontology annotation, molecular function: CCR chemokine receptor binding; chemokine activity. Gene Ontology annotation, cellular component: extracellular region. Gene Ontology annotation, biological process: lymphocyte chemotaxis; immune response; cellular response to tumor necrosis factor. Lineage: Eukaryota; Metazoa; Chordata; Actinopteri; Pleuronectiformes; Soleidae. The record is from RefSeq and is a predicted model, not a curated record.